ACAGCUUAUUAUACUUUGCAUGGUUAGUUUUUCGUUUUAUAUAAGUCGUCAUGAUUUAAAACGAAACUAAAACAAUGGGGGAUGUAUACGAUUAUUUGUUCAAAAUAAUUGCAGUUGGAGACAAUGAUGUUGGAAAAACCAGCUUUAUAAAACGGUUCACUACUGGACAUUUUCAGGGAAAUAUGAAGUCUACCAUUGGUGUAGAUUUUUCUGUACACACGUUGCAACUUGAUAGCAAAAUAGUAAAGCUACAAAUUUGGGACACUGCAGGGCAAGAAAGAUUUAGAAGUAUUAUAAGAAGAUAUUUUCGUAAUGCACAUGCCGCAUUAGUUAUGUAUGACGUCACUAACACCGAAUCUCUCCAAAGUUGCAUCGGAUGGAUAAACGACGUCAGAAUAAAAUGUGGCGAAGACAUUCCACAAAUAUUAUUAGGAAAUAAAUGUGAUAAAGUAAGCUGUCGGACAGUAAGUUCGUCUGAUGGCGAACACUUUGCAAGGGAACAUGAUAUGAUGUCUUUUUUAGAAACAAGCGCAAAAGAUGGCCAAAAUGUAGAUGCUGCUUUUUAUAAAUUGGCUCAGGCAAUGGCCAGAACAUAUUCUGCACCUGUGGAUUAUAUUUAUGACUCAAUUAUGCUUGAAUCUAUACCUGACAAUACUGCAUCUUGGUGGGGAUGUUGUGGAUAUUAACAAUGGAAAUAUUUACAAAGUGAUUGAAAUUAGAGGAAAUGUUUGACGUUUUCUUUCUAACGCUUCGCAUGAGGCUUUGAUGUAUUUUAAAAAGUGUAA
This is a messenger RNA of Mytilus trossulus (common blue mussel), 785 nucleotides long. RefSeq names its product ras-related protein Rab-43-like. Gene Ontology annotation, molecular function: GTPase activity; GTP binding. The transcript is spliced from 4 exons. Gene Ontology annotation, biological process: vesicle-mediated transport. The coding region runs from base 75 to 686 and encodes 203 amino acids. Lineage: Eukaryota; Metazoa; Mollusca; Bivalvia; Mytilida; Mytilidae. The record is from RefSeq and is a predicted model, not a curated record.